AAAGGCAAUGAAAACAACUUUAUUAACAAGUGGAAUAUUAAUAUUCUUAUAAAAUUAAACGGUGAUUUUUUUUUAAUUUGGCAAAAAAAUUAACAAUGGGUGCCAGUAAUCGCUCUACGCGCAUAGCCGUUGGAAUUUCGGCAAUAUCCUUUCUGUUAUUUCUGAUUGCAUUCGUCUCUCCCUACUGGUUGAUCACAGAUGGUCGCAUUGCUAAUCCACGCUUUACAAAUCUUGGACUAUGGGAGGUGUGCUUCAAUCAUUUCCAAGAUAUACAUCGGUUUUACGACACUGUAUUCAAAGGAUGCAUGUGGGUUUUCGAAGAGGAGUAUUAUAUUAUACACGAUUUCCUGCUGCCGGGCUUCUAUGUUGCUGUUCAAGCUUUUGCCACACUGUGUUUCAUCAUGUGCCUUAUUUCUUUGCCACUGACAAUAGCUUUUUUGCGUACGUCCCGGGACGACGAUCGUUACGUGGUCUUGCUGCUGACUAUUGGUUCCUGCCAGGUGGUUGCUUCCAUAUUCGGUUUUAUUGCUGUUGUAAUUUUUGGUGCAAAAGGUGAUUCUCGUGAUUGGAUACCAGGAUGGCAAAAUAACGAUAUGGGUUGGUCAUUUGCAUUAGGUGUGGUGGGUAGCGUUAUGUUGUUACCAGCAGGAAUACUAUAUUUAGUAGAGGCACGCCGUGAACGUUAUCGUCAUUUAAACGAGAUUAGUAAUCGAGAAGUGAGUGAAUACGGUGGACCCUCCGAUGAUUACUACCAGCAACAAGCUCAACAGUAUUUCGCACCCGAGCCAACUAGGCCAAGGCGUCCGCCACCUGGUCAAAGUACUUCCGCCGCUGCUGCAGCAGCAGCUGAACUACCCAAAGCGGGUGGCAUACAAACAGAUAUUUGAGCGGUGAUGUUGUAAAAUUAAACAGAAGCACAAUACCAACGAAAUUUGCAAAGGUGCAUAUUUCAAUAAAAAAAUAUGCAGUAUAAUUAAUUUUAGAGUCUCCGAAAUAAUCGAUAUGUUUUUAUUUAAAAGUCGAAUGUGCCCAAAACACAAUAUAUGUACGUAUCUCGAAUAUCGGUCCAUUUCCUUGUGGCCAAUCGAUAUUAACAAGUCGUGUUUAACAUUCCUAAAAUAUUAAGUGCCUAAAACAGCAUAACUCGUCUAUCCGUCCAUUUUUUUUUAUAAUUUGUAUGUUUCUAUCAUUCCAACAUUGUUAUUUGUCCAGUAUUGUAAGCAUAUAUCAAAAGUUUGUGAAUAGAAAUAUAUUCACACAUG
This is a messenger RNA of Anastrepha obliqua, 1262 nucleotides long. RefSeq lists its product as uncharacterized. Gene Ontology annotation, biological process: regulation of tube size, open tracheal system; septate junction assembly. Bases 96 to 887 code for a protein of 263 amino acids. Lineage: Eukaryota; Metazoa; Arthropoda; Insecta; Diptera; Tephritidae. The record is from RefSeq and is a predicted model, not a curated record. The transcript has a single exon. Gene Ontology annotation, cellular component: septate junction; membrane.